Rubroshorea leprosula is the source of this 2159-nucleotide messenger RNA. The record is from the annotation of a GenBank genome assembly. NCBI's taxonomy places the organism in Eukaryota, Viridiplantae, Streptophyta, Magnoliopsida, Malvales, Dipterocarpaceae.
AUCUCUCUCAUGCAUUCAAGUUCUCAGGCUAUAUAAGGUAUGCCGGUUGUGAAAAUCGGUUCUCUUUUUUAAUCUUUUUCGAGGGUUUUUGGGCGGAAGAAUAGUGCAGAUUUGAGUUCUCGGGGUUUUGCUCUGUUCCUAUGUCAAAGCUCUUUGGUUUCUGUGGGAUUUAUUUCUUCUAGUUCAUUGGAGGCACUCUUGAACAUUCCUAGUGUUUUGUCUUGUUCCCACUCUUAUUAUAUAUGGGCUGAGGUGAACAUUUCAUGGGAGGUGUAGAGGAUGAUGAACCAGCCUUAAAACGAAUGAAAUUAUCCUCUGACGAGCUGAGAGGCCUUUCCAACGGUCAAACUGUCACUGAGCUUGUUGCUGGGUCAUCAGAAGACUUGAUGGCGCGGCCCCUGCAGUUUGAAGGGGGCGAUGAAGUUGUUGGUUCAAAAGGAGUUAUUAAAAAGGUUGAAUUUGUCCGAAUAAUAACCAAGGCAUUGUAUUCUCUUGGAUAUAAGAAGACCAGUGCAUAUCUAGAGGAAGAAUCAGGGAUACCACUACAUUCUUCUGUGGUAAAUUUAUUUAUGCAACAAAUCCUGGAUGGAAAUUGGGAUGGAAGUGUUGCCACAUUGCAUAAAAUUGGUCUAACAGAUGAAAGGACUGUAAAGGCCGCCUCUUUUUUGAUAUUGGAGCAGAAGUUUUUUGAACUUCUGGAUGGUGAUAAAGUCAUGGAUGCUUUGAAGACAUUGAGGACUGAAAUUGCACCACUUUGUGUUAACAAUAGUAGACUGCGGGAGCUUUCUUCCUGCAUUUUAUCUCCUUCGCAAUGUUUCUUGGUUAGCUCUCCUAAGCAAAAUAGUGCAAGUGCAAAGUCUAGGAGACAGCUCUUGGAGGAAUUACAGAAACUGAUUCCUCCAACAGUCAUGAUCCCUGAAAGAAGGUUGGAACAUUUAGUCGAGCAGGCUCUUGUCUUGCAACGAGAUGCUUGCAUGUUUCACAACUCCUUGGAAAAAGAAAUGUCACUUUAUACUGAUCAUAAAUGUGGAAGAGAUCAAAUUCCUUCUCGAACUUUGCAGAUACUUCAAGCUCAUACAGAUGAAGUAUGGUUCUUGCAAUUUUCACAUAAUGGGAAAUACCUUGCUUCAUCAUCAAAUGAUUGGUCAGCAAUAAUUUGGGAGGUUGAUUCAAAUCGAGGGCUAUCCUUAAAGCACAAACUAUCUGGUCACCAAAAACCAAUUUCUUCUGUUUCAUGGAGUCCGGAUGACCAACAGCUUCUCACUUGUGGGGUAGAGGAGGUCAUAAGGUGCUGGGAUGUCUCUUCUGGUGAAUGCCUCCAUGUUUAUGAAAAGGCUGGUUCUGGCAUGGUUUCAUGCGGAUGGUUUCCAGACGGCAAAUGGAUAUUCUCUGGUGUUAAUGAUAAGACUAUCUGUAUGUGGGAAUUAGAUGGGAAAGAGGUAGAAUGUUUGAAAGGUCAUCGAACUCUAAAAAUUUCUGAUUUGGAAGUAACAAAUGAUGGGAAGCAGAUCAUUAGCAUGUGUAGGGAGACUGCAAUAUUAUUACUUGACAGGGAAGCCAAAGUUGAGAGGUUAAUUGAAGAAGAUCAAACCAUAACCUCAUUCUCAUUAUCAAGAGAUAAUAGGUUCUUAUUGGUAAAUCUCUUGAACCAAGAGAUCCAUUUAUGGAAUAUAGAUGGUGAUGUCAAGCUUGUUUGCAAGUACAAAGGUCACAAACGAACCCGGUUUGUAAUCAGGUCUUGUUUUGGUGGAUUAGACCAAGCCUUUGUUGCCAGCGGUAGUGAAGACUCACAGGUCUAUAUAUGGCACAGAGGCACUGGGGAGCUGAUAGAGGCACUGCCAGGUCAUUCAGGAGCUGUUAAUUGUGUGAGUUGGAAUCCAGUAAACCCUCACAUGUUGGCAUCAGCAAGUGAUGAUCGCACAAUUCGGAUAUGGGGCUUAAACAAUACAAGUCUUAAGCGCAAAGAAACUCAUAGCAAUGGCAUCCACUAUUGCAAUGGAGGAACCUGAUAGGUUGAAUGCAUCGGAUCUGUUCUCAUUAAUAGUUGAUAAUUACUUUUCUGUAAAUACUUUAUUUCGUUAAAAGCUGACAUUCAUAUCAAACAAGCAUGUGAACAUCAGUGCGACUUUCUUUGGUAAUAAUAAAUCUGCCAUCUCUUU